Messenger RNA from Yamadazyma tenuis ATCC 10573, 1709 nucleotides. RefSeq names its product Try4p (gene TRY4). Gene Ontology annotation, molecular function: RNA polymerase II cis-regulatory region sequence-specific DNA binding; DNA-binding transcription factor activity, RNA polymerase II-specific. Gene Ontology annotation, cellular component: chromatin. The record is from RefSeq and is a predicted model, not a curated record. Gene Ontology annotation, biological process: regulation of transcription by RNA polymerase II. NCBI's taxonomy places the organism in Eukaryota, Fungi, Ascomycota, Pichiomycetes, Serinales, Debaryomycetaceae.
AUCCGAAUUUUACCCAAUUACUCACCUGUUUACCAGCAUCGUUUUACCGGUCCUUUUAACCCCAAGCCCAGGUGUCCCGUAAAGUGAAUCGACACAUCUGCCGACCUCCACUUCCCACCCUCCUGCCUUUCCCUACGUCCUUCACCUCCACUGGUACUUAUUCCUACUUUUGAUUACACAUCAGUUAUCUCACAUAUCAUGUCCAACGUUUUGGAAGACCCCCAGUUGGAUUUGAACAUAUCGUCCAACAUCUCCAACGAUCACGUGUCGUUGUUGGACCCGGCGCUUGAGUAUCUCGAUGACAGUACGUAUGACGGCGGCCUAGCGGAUUACAACGAUAAUGGUAACUACACCCACUCCAACAUCUCCAACACCUCCAAUACCUCCAACACCACCCCUGAAUUCAGCUCGCCCAACGAUGCCCACUACGCCAAUUACCACUACAAUGCCGCCGCCACCGCUGCCCCCGCCAUGAAUCAUCCCGACAACUACUAUGAUUAUACCCACUUAACCGGCUUCAAGUCACAUGUCAAGUCCCAGAGCUUUAGUCUCCCCGAUAAGUUGAACUUAUUGUCUUUACAGAAUAUCAGCCAGGAUAGCUCCAAGUCGCCGAGUCCCGAAUUUAUCUACCACGCUAAAGACGACCAUGACGAUCGGACCAUUAACCCCAAGCAGUUGUUCACCAUUAAAAACGUCAAACCGGCUGCCAUCAGCACUGCCAGUGUGCAAGGCGCUACUGCAGUUGUUCCCGGUACCGGUGCCGGCGUGUCCCGUAAGAACAAGCGAAAGAGUAUGGACCACGAAGAAACGCUAACCUUCGACCCUCCCAUUGCCGACACCGGCAUGCACCCGGACGAACGACGUGAGUAUGUGCUCCCUUCGUCGUCGUCGUCGCCCAACUUGUCCACUUUUUUCAGCCAGUAUACCCAAAGAAAUUUGGACAUGGACUUCAAGAUGAACAAUGAGUGUUUUAAUGCCAUUAAAAUGUGGUUGAACAACAACGACUUGGGUAGUAAUGGAAACAAUGAGAUUGUCAUCAACCCCACCGGGAUCAUCAAGAACACCAGCACCUUGUCCAAGCGACGCAAUUCGAUUCAGUCGGUCAACGCGUCACCUGCUCCCGUCACUCCUGCAAUUGAAAAGAGAAAGAGACGUAAGUCUACCAACUCAAACGCCACUCUAACUGAGUUCAAGGCGUCACUCUUCAGCAUGGAUGUCCACGAGUUGGAUCACGACCUCGAGGUGAGUUUGUCUCCAACAGACCGAAACUCCAGAGAAUCAACCUCAAAAAGCUCAAGCCAACAGCCUGGCAGUGCCGGUGUUGGCGUGGGCAGUGGGGACGAUGAGACCGGCAAGCCAUUCCCUUGUCCCGAGUGUAACAAGCAGUUCAAGCGGUCGGAGCAUCUCAAACGGCACAUAAGAUCAGUACAUUCGAAUAUUCGGCCUUUCCACUGCAAGUACUGUGAAAAACAAUUUAGUAGGUCAGACAAUUUGGCCCAGCAUCUCAAGACCCAUUACAAGUUGAAUGCCAAUGGUACCACAUCGAUUAUUUACGGCAACCCCAAUCUUCACAAUCGUGGGGGUCGUAGAAAGAACAGUGGUUCGAAUGGGGUUUCAGGGAUGAUGGGGCCAGGGUCUCCUACGCAGCCUAGCAGUACUGGUACUGACUAGGGUUUACGAUUUAUAGUGUAUGGAUAAGAUUCUGAAAA